This is a messenger RNA of Galeopterus variegatus (Sunda flying lemur), 2586 nucleotides long. It is a transcript of the gene GPR157, whose product is annotated as G protein-coupled receptor 157. Lineage: Eukaryota; Metazoa; Chordata; Mammalia; Dermoptera; Cynocephalidae. Gene Ontology annotation, molecular function: G protein-coupled receptor activity. Gene Ontology annotation, cellular component: plasma membrane. Gene Ontology annotation, biological process: cell surface receptor signaling pathway; adenylate cyclase-activating G protein-coupled receptor signaling pathway. The record is from RefSeq and is a predicted model, not a curated record.
AUGGCCCCGUCUGCCACUGCUCUGAGCAUGCCUGCCUGCCUGUCGGAGCCCUUCCCCAUUCAUGGUUGUCUGGAGGUGAAGGAAGCCAACAAGGCCCUGCCUGCCCUCACAGCGCUGGCCUUCCAGCGAGAGGAGAUGGGCCACAAGGGGAGUGACAAACCCGAGACUCCAGACAGCAGCAGACGCUGGGAAGAAGGGUGCAGUGAGGAGGAGGAGGAGAGUGCAGAUAGCCUGAUCGUGGCAGGUCCUUGGCUCUGUCGGCCAGCAUUACGCAUGCUGCACAGCCUCACCUGUCCGACAAAGCCUCAACUCUCUCGUGUCCCGCCCCCCGUCAACUGCCCCAGCAUUGGCCAGCCGAGCCCUUGGCUGCCGGGUCCUCCGGUCCUUGCGCAGGGGCAGUCGGACUCAGGCUGCUGCGGGUCCUCCCCCAGUCCCCGCCGCCGCCGCCGCCUGGGCCAAGUCAGCAGUGCUGACAGCUGCGGGCUGCAGGGCGGCGGGCGAUGCGGAGACCCUGCGCCACCGCUCCGGGCGGGCGGGCGCCUCUGCCGCGCUCGCGUCCCGACGGCCACUCCCGGCGGCUGCGCGCAGCCCGCGCCAGACCGGGCGGCGGCGGCGCUGAUUGGCGCAGUGGAGAGUCGCCGGCCCUCUGGAGUUGGGGCUGCAGGCAGGAGCGGGGCCAGGGUGACAAGUGGAGAGCGCCGCUCGGGGCUCGUGCCCGCCGGAUUCGCGGCUCCUCGGACGCGCCGUCUCCGCAGGCGCUUGGGGACUGAGCGCCCACCACGUGUGGGACGCGCGCCGGGGCAGCUCCGCGGGAGAAUCGGACGGACCCUCGGAAGAGUCAGGAAGGCUUCGAGCCGAGCCGAGGGAGGCUGCGUCCCGGGCCCUGGCUUUGGAUCUCGUGCCCUGAACCACAGACGCCAGUUUGGAAGGACCAUUUCUCCCAGUGCAGGAGGAAUCCCCUCCUGCUCUCACUUCAAAGAGCUGUGGCUUCAUGAGGCCAAGGAGACCACUGGCCUUCGGUUUUAUGCACAUGGAGAUCUCCGCGGGCUGUGCGGGGACCUGCAGACUGAGUGUGCGGCGUCCUGCCGCACACACUGGGCAGCAUGCAAACGGCGACAAAUGGGAGACCCGCGCCUAGCGGGCUGCCCCGGCUCCUCCCCGCAGAUCCGCGCUUCGGGACCCGCGUCCGAGUUUGUGUCUCCGGGAACCCUUAAGGCCAUGAAGGAAGCAAUCAGCAAGUAUACUGCCCUAGAAGUGCUACACGUUGUUGGGCCCCAGAGGGAAGAAAAAGGCGAGCGAUGCCCGGAGCAGCGAGAGACGCCGGGACGCUGGAAGCUGAGCUCCUCCAUGGUGGCCGCCGCGCUGGGCUCCAGCCUGCUGGUGGCCACGCACGCCCUGUGGCCCGACCUGCGCAGCCGGGCGCGGCGCCUGCUGCUCUUCCUGUCGCUGGCCGACCUGCUCUCGGCCGCCUCUUACUUCUACGGGGUGCUGCAGGACUUCGCGGGCCCCUCGUGGGACUGCGUGCUGCAGGGCGCGCUCUCCAGCUUCGCCAACACCAGCUCCUUCUUCUGGACCGUGGCCAUCGCCCUCUACCUGUACCUCAGCAUCGUGCGUGUCGCGCGCGGGCCCAGGGCCGACCGCCUGCUCUGGGCCUUCCACGUCGUCAGCUGGGGGGUUCCGUUGGCCAUCACCAUGGCGGCUGUCACUCUAAAGAAGAUUGGCUAUGACGCCUCAGACGUAUCCGUGGGCUGGUGCUGGAUCGACCUGGAGGCUGAGGAUCGCGUCCUGUGGAUGCUGCUGACGGGGAAGCUGUGGGAGAUGCUGGCUUAUGUCACGCUGCCCCUGCUGUACCUCCUGGUCAGGAAGCACAUCAGCAGAGCGCACGCAGCGCUCUCGGAGUACCGGCCCAUCCUCUCCGAGGUGCACCAGUUGCAGCGCCGCUCCUCUGUGGCCGACAAGAAGCUGGUCCUCAUCCCGCUCAUCUUCAUCUGUCUCCGGAUCUGGAGCACCGUGCGGUUCAUCCUGACCCUCUGUGGCUCCCCAGCAGUGCAGACACCGGUGCUGGUUGUUCUGCACGGCAUCGGGAACACGUUUCAGGGAGGUGCCAACUGCAUCAUGUUCGUGCUCUGCACCCACGCCGUGCGGGCUCGGCUCUUCAGUCUCUGUUGUUGCUGCUGCUCCUCCCAGCCUCCCGCCCAGAGGCCGGCCGGCCCUCCCGAGGCUCCUGCACCCUCCAAGAUGGGAGAAUCUCAGACAGGAGAAUCCCAGUGGACCCCAGAGCAACUUCCCAGCACCUGAGCUUUUGCCCUUCCUAGCUCCCUGCCAGGUGCAGCCUUCCUGGGACAGGUGGUUCUAUGAGUCCCCCUGCGGGGAGUGGGAGGGGAUGUCUGCUGCACCAGAGUUCCUGCUGUCAAAGCUCUUGACCCCAGUGGGGGAACAGCUGCCGACUCAGCUUCUACCUCCUAGACCCUCAGGCAGCACGUUCCACUCACACCCAUAUCCUGGCACAUUUGGGGGCUUCCUCUGCAUGAGAGCAUUGAUGACAUUCAGGGAAACCACUGGUACGUGAUCACCACCAGGGUGCCU